Saccostrea cuccullata (small rock oyster) is the source of this 1382-nucleotide messenger RNA. RefSeq lists its product as uncharacterized. Bases 371 to 952 code for a protein of 193 amino acids. The record is from RefSeq and is a predicted model, not a curated record. NCBI's taxonomy places the organism in Eukaryota, Metazoa, Mollusca, Bivalvia, Ostreida, Ostreidae. The transcript is spliced from 6 exons.
AAUCAUAUAAUUUUAACAGUCAUUACAAAGGAAUCAUACAGUAUAUUAAAUUUUAUAUCAUUGUUUACUUCAUAUAACUUUGACUGCAUAUAUAUACCUUUGUAUAGGAGAUAACAUUAUCAUGUUACUGUUUUAAAAGGACCAGAUACAGUCUGCAACUGCACAGAAGAUUUACAUCCUGGAAGACAUCGAAAUUAGAAAAUACAAAGAUGGAGGGAUCUAUGGCAAGGCAAGCAUUUUGUGUGCCAAGACCUACUUUGGAUGUGUGCAUGACUUAAUCGUAACAAAUGAGGCCAUCUUCCCAAAGAUAAGGGCAGACAGCUGCUACUUAGUAGUUGACUACCUCUUGCUUCAGAAUGGACUGCUGAAAAUGACAGAGGCUACUAAACUAAUGGACACAGCCAGGCCCACAAUUAACCAAUCGGUUGUCACCCAGUGGAAAAAUCCACAGCUGGUUAAGGUAGCAGAACUGACAGCCCUGAAAAAGGGCGACAGGGUGUCAAUUAAAGGAACUGUGACGAAGGUGUCACCACUGCUGGAAACCGAAGUCAGCAAAAGAAAGAUCAUUUCAAUUGAAGAAGACGGAAAUGUGGUGGAAGUUAAACUCUGGAAUGAGGAAAGCAACAAAGAGUGCCCUGUAGGAGAAAUUGUCAAGCUGAAAUGUCUGUCUGUGGAUAUUUACAAGGAUAAAUAUUCAUUAAAUUCAACCAAAAACACAACCUGUGAGAUUCUGCAGGAGGAUGACGACUUUGCUGGAACAAUUGAAGCUGCAAAUUUUGAUCAAGCUGGACAAAGCGUAUACAUUAAUGGUAUGAUUCUGAAAGUAGAGGAGAGAGACCUCGACAGAAUUUUUCCUUUGGGAAUGUUCACAGAGAAUGUCUCAAUUGCUGGGAAAAAAAGGGGCUCCACAAUAACAACCAUUGAGACAAUCACCCACAAAGAUUCUGAUUGAAUUGAAGGCAAAUUCGAAAAAGAUGGUUACCAGAGGAGAAGAUGAUCAAGGCAUUGAUUACAGCCAAGUAGCUGAGCCUGUCAGUAAUUCCGUAGAGUUCCAUAGAAAACCAAUCAAUGUAGGAAUAGAAGUGUUAAUUUUUUAAUGUGACUGUCAUCCAUGACCAUUCCAAUUGAAUAAAGAAAGAGCAGGUUUUCUGACACCAUAACUAGAACAGAAGAUGUUCAAGAUUGGAAACUGUAGCUUUAAAUCAGCUAAAUAGCUAUAAGUAAGGCCAAAAAUAUAUACUUUUGUUUCCAGUCACUUAACUGUCCCUACAUUUUACCACCUGACCCAAAAAGUUUUUAUGGCAGAUAUUGUGAUCAAUAAAAAACAAGUAUUAUUCCCCUUAAUUUCUCUGAAAAUGAUCCCAUUUGUUUUUUUAUCACAG